CCGGACGUAGGAUCUUCCCGUGCCCUGGCUCUCGCAAAACAGCACAUCGACGAGUGCAUCCACCGACACCAGUGUUGCACAAGUUCGACGUCUCCUAGUAGCCCUCGCCUCCCUACGCGCCUCGUGGAUUGCACAGACCUUGCUCGACCACGGCUGGUUUCCACACUGGCCGGAGAACACGGUGAAUAUCUUGCACUGAGCUAUGUGUGGGGCAAGGACCAAGUUCACAAGACCACGAAAUCGAACAUAUCCCUAUACGAAGAAGGAAUCACCCUCUCCCGUCUCCCCCAGACCAUCCACGAUGCAAUCUACGUCACGAACAAGCUGGGCUUCCGGUGGCUCUGGAUCGACAGCCUGUGCAUUAUACAAGACUCGGACGAAGACAAGCUGCACGAAAUUAGUCGCAUGCAUCACGUCUACCUCUAUGCGCACCUGACGAUAAUGGCCGGCAGCGCAAAGGACGUCAGCGAGGGCUUCCUCUGGCAGGACCGCCGAUCUCCCCCGGAUCUUUAUCCUGACGGAGUGCUGGGGUGCAUGGCAACACGCGCCUGGUGCAUGCAAGAGUACCUGUUGUCCCCACGCUCCCUCAUCUUCGCCCCCGGUGGACUACUCCUGUUCAGGUGCCGUACGAUGAUGGAAAAUUCUCUCUUCCUCCCCAUCCCGCCUGCAGCAGAGCCUGGUUCCACACAGUGGGGAGACAUGCACGACAAUUGGAGAGAUGUUGUCGAGGACUACACCCGCCGCGCAGCUAGCGUCGAGUCUGACAAGCUGGUCGCGUGCGCUGCGGUUGCGGAGCAGUUCCAUCGUGCCCUGGGCUCUGACGCCUACCUUGCUGGGCUGUGGCGCUCAGACUUGCUCAGACACCUGCUAUGGUCAUCCGACUAUUAUCCGGAUACAGCGGAUCUUUCGACACACUCCCCACAUACUCGCCCAGCAGCCUACCGUGCACCCUCCUGGUCAUGGGCGGCGAUCGAUGGAGUAGUCGAAUAUGACGAGGAUGAUCUCGUAUCCUACUGCACAGCGGCGGGCCAGCGGAUGAAACCCCUAGCUUUCGUGUUCGUGGAGGUCGUUGACUGCUGGGUUACACUCAAAGACCCAGCGCUACCCUUCGGUGAAGUGACGGACGGGGCCCUCGUCCUGCGUGGAACGUUGAUACUCUGCCCUGGCAGUGGUAGACUGGCUACAAAUUUCCAUAAUUUUUGGGAGGUCCCCGUACCGGCGUCUUUCGAGCAGGCACGCCGCCACCACCAGAGGCUUGGUGACUUGAACUUGGAUGAAGAAGACGAAGUCUACUUGACGAAACGAAGCCACUGUGUAACUGUCGUUCUCGACAACGAAGUCACGGAUGAACUGCCAGAGGACUUGUGGCUUCUCCCGUUCGGGUACUCCGGAGUCAGAGGCGGCGGUGACUCUCCUCGGGUGCAUGGGAUCGUCCUCGAGCUCGUUCCACCAUCGGCGAUCGAUUCAGGAUCUGAACACCCGGAGAAGAGUCUCUUUCGAAGGAUUGGGUACUUUCCGGCUCCAGGGUACGCGUUGCCAGAGUGGGACCCGUUAGUUUGGGCUGCGAUAGACGGAGAACUCCCUCGAAUGGACAUUGAGAUCGUAUGA
Messenger RNA from Trametes versicolor FP-101664 SS1, 1608 nucleotides. RefSeq names its product HET-domain-containing protein. Lineage: Eukaryota; Fungi; Basidiomycota; Agaricomycetes; Polyporales; Polyporaceae. The annotation marks the transcript as partial. The transcript is spliced from 3 exons. The record is from RefSeq and is a predicted model, not a curated record.